This is a messenger RNA of Aricia agestis (brown argus), 1199 nucleotides long. It is a transcript of the gene DnaJ-8, whose product is annotated as dnaJ homolog subfamily C member 25 homolog. The transcript has a single exon. Gene Ontology annotation, cellular component: endoplasmic reticulum membrane. The coding region runs from base 118 to 1146 and encodes 342 amino acids. Gene Ontology annotation, biological process: protein folding. NCBI's taxonomy places the organism in Eukaryota, Metazoa, Arthropoda, Insecta, Lepidoptera, Lycaenidae. The record is from RefSeq and is a predicted model, not a curated record.
UAAGUUGGCCUAGAGCUGUGAUAUGGUCAAAUUUUUGGUGUUUUACGCGAAUUUCUUAUAAAAUAACAGAACUAGUCAAAAUAGAUCGCAUUUAAUGAAUAGUAUAAUGAUAGCACAAUGCUACAACACUACAAAGGUUGUAUUUACGCGCUAGUGCUAUGCCAAGUAAUAAGUGUAUUCGCUCACGAUCACUUGCUCGAAGGUAUAUACUGCGGCAAAGAAAACUGCUAUGAAGUCCUACAGGUGACACGAGAAUCCACAAAAAAUGAGAUCGGCAAGUCCUACAGACAACUCGCCAAAAAGUUCCAUCCGGAUUUGCACAGAGGCGAGAAAGAAAAAAAGGAGGCCGAGGAGAAAUUCAAAGAGAUCGCCACCGCAUACGAGAUACUCCGAGACGAUGAGGCAAGGUCCGACUACGACUACAUGUUGGACAAUCCUCAGGAGUACUAUGCUCACUACUACAGGUAUUAUAGACGAAGAAUGGCGCCGAAAGUCGACGUUCGCAUCGUCCUAGCCGUGACCAUCUCGAUUAUAUCAAUCAUACAAUACUACAGCGCGUGGUCCAAAUACGACACAGCCAUAAAAUACUUCAUGACCGUCCCAAAAUAUAGGAACCACGCUUUGGAAAUCUAUAAAGCGGAGACAAAAGAAGCAGCUCUUCAUCAGGGUAAAAACAAAGGACCGAAGAAAAGUAAGAGCGAGCAAAAAGCGGAACAGGAUAAGGUGAUACGAAGAGUUAUUGAGGAAAACAUGGAUAUAAAGGGGGCCUAUGCAAAGCCCGAGAUAGUGGACAUUCUGUGGAUACAGCUGAUAAUAUUGCCUUACACAAUUGCGUACUACAUUUACUGGUACUUGAGAUGGUUCUGGAAGUUCGACAUCUUAAAACACCCUUACGGCACUGAAGAGAAGCUGUACAUCAUCAGGAAGUUCAUGAAACUCGGUCAACACCAGUUCAAUUCAAUAGAAGAGAGUGAAAAGCAGUCUUUCUUGGAUGAAAAGCUGUGGAUCAAGCAAAACUUUUUAAUAUGGAAGGCAAAAAAAGACGAAGAAACUAAAAAGGCUCUAGCAGAGAAUAAUAAGUAUAAACAGUACAGAAGAUACAUUAAAAACCACGGGAUCGGGAGAAUGACAUUUGAUGACUCAUGAUGGUUUAUUGUGUUAUUUAUUUUAUUAUAAAAAAAUAAAUUAUUCUUAUAUUA